AUGGCGGACAGAUACAUCCUGCGCAUCACGGCCGGCCCAGACUACGAUCUGGCGUCCCAUGUCGAGAUCCCCGUCAACACUGCGGAGCCGGUUCACAUCAACAGCGACAGGGCCGACAUCCAGCUCAACGUCCGCGUCAACGACUACCGGGGCCUGCCGUACGGCUCGCCCGGCACCUCGCCGUAUUUCGAGACGGAGCCGCACAAGUACAACCAGGACCAGUACAGUAUCUGCUUUCGCUUCACGCCGAAAAAGCCGGCGGCUGUGGCUCAAGCGGACGAGAAGGUGGAGGAUGUGAAGGAGGACGUGAAAGAUGAAGCCGAGGGUGAUGCCAAGGAGAACGCUGAUGAGGACGCUAGUGAGGAGGAGGACGAUGAGGAUGAAGAGGUCCUGGGCAUUUCAGGACUGGAUCUCCAGUUCGGCAACGACUUUGACCGGCCCAUUCGCGAUCGCCUCCCCCCAGGAUUCAACACAGCCAUGGGCAUCGUCCGAUGGUGGGUCGACCCGGGCCUCGACGGCGACGCCUACGCCGACAGACCCUACCUCUACGGCCCCGCGCUCAGCUCCUUCAACGCCCUGCACGUCGGCGAGGCCGAGUUCGACCCCGACAAGGGCGGCAUCUGGGUCGAGGAGGGCGGCGACGAGGAGGCGCGGGCCGGGUUCGGCGCCCCCGCCGACCGCAAGGCGAGGAUGAAGUGGGCGCUGAGCGAGGCGGCCAAGGAGACCUGGGUGUGGGAAUACGGGCGGACGUACGCCCUCGACUUCUUCAACCCGUACCUGGACUUUGCCAACCUGGCGCUGCGGCUGCCCGGCUUCCACCUGCCCAUCAUGAAGUACUGGGACGGCCAGGGUUUGCGGUCAACGCCAAAGCGCUCACAUACCCUCAGAUAUGUCCUGCGGAACCGGGCGACUGGUGAGGUGUACAUGACCGUCUGCUUCACCCUGUACCUCAAAGAGGACGUCAACGAGGAUGGGACUCUCAAGGAGGGCGUUGACGGCUCCGAGACGUCGGUUGUCGCAAAGGCUGAGAGCAGCGGAGACGAGGAAUUUGACGAGGAGGCCGCGUUGAAGGAGGCGGCGGAGAAGCUGGAGAUCAAGGAUGAAGCGGCCAAGGAUACAGCGACCAAGACGAGCUCGGAGGAUCUUGACUAG
This is a messenger RNA of Clonostachys solani, 1152 nucleotides long. The record is from the annotation of a GenBank genome assembly. Lineage: Eukaryota; Fungi; Ascomycota; Sordariomycetes; Hypocreales; Bionectriaceae.